CGCUUGAGUGGCCCGGGUGGGGGACCUGGAAGUUUUAGCCUAGCUGGUCUGGAGGCGGAAUAACUAGCCAAAGAAACGUUGUAUUCAUGCUUAGGUGGAGAAAAGCAGGGAUAGAAUUGGAACCCAAAGCCCAGAAUGGCAAGAGAGGAUGUGGGGGCUCCACCCGAUCAUCUCUGGGUUCACCAAGAGGGUAUCUACCGAGACGAAUACCAACGCACAUGGGUGGCUGUCGUGGAAGAGGAGACGAGUUUCCUAAGGGCACGAGUCCAGCAAGUUCAGGUUCCUUUAGGUGACCCAGCUAGGCCAAGUCAUCUUGUUACCUCCCAACUACCUCUCAUGUGGCAACUCUACCCAGAGGAGCGCUACAUGGAUAACAACUCUCGCUUGUGGCAAAUACAGCAUCAUUUAAUGGUCAGGGGAGUACAGGAACUGUUGCUUAAGCUUUUGCCUGAUGAUUAACCUGGUGCUGUGAUUCUAGGAAGAUAUGCUCCUCUGUUCAAUUCAUUAAAUGGCAAUCACUUCAUCCACCACUGCAGUGCACCCACUCUUGGGCCUG
Molecule: messenger RNA, 556 nt
Organism: Dipodomys spectabilis (banner-tailed kangaroo rat)
Lineage: Eukaryota; Metazoa; Chordata; Mammalia; Rodentia; Heteromyidae
Gene: Mtcp1
Product: mature T cell proliferation 1
Exons: 5
Coding region: 136-459 (107 amino acids)
Biological process (GO): positive regulation of peptidyl-serine phosphorylation
Molecular function (GO): protein serine/threonine kinase activator activity
Source: RefSeq, a predicted model, not a curated record